This is a messenger RNA of Setaria italica (foxtail millet), 3361 nucleotides long. Its product is annotated as pentatricopeptide repeat-containing protein At5g65560. The transcript has 2 exons. NCBI's taxonomy places the organism in Eukaryota, Viridiplantae, Streptophyta, Magnoliopsida, Poales, Poaceae. Gene Ontology annotation, molecular function: protein binding. The record is from RefSeq and is a predicted model, not a curated record. The coding region runs from base 172 to 2634 and encodes 820 amino acids.
UACGAGAGCUCGUUUGGGCGUCAAACCGCACACGAGAUCCCCAACAAUGGCGACGGCGGCGUGCGGCGUGCGGCGGGUCCGGCGCUAGUUGCUGACGUGCCAUCCGGCCGUCGCCGCCAUCGUCCCAAGCUAUCCAUCUCCGGCAUUCCCCCAAAGGCCCAAACACCUCCCAUGGCUUCCCCUCCGCCCCCGCCGUCCCCCGCCGCGCUCAUCGCCCAUCUCGCGGCCGUGCUCUCCUCGCCGGACUGGCGCUUCCACCCCUCGCUCCCGCACCUUCCGGCCCUUCUCGCGCCGUCCCUGCCCCGCACGCUCCUCGUCCCGCUCUCGCUCCGCCUCGCGGCCGCCGUCGCCCGCGCCGCCGCGCCGUCCCGCCACCUCCUCGACAUCUCCCUCCCCGUCGUGCUCCGCCUCCACGCGCUCUCCCCGCCGCCGCACCGCCCGCUCUUCGACCGCCCCUUCCGCUCCCUCCUCGCCCACUUCUCCCGCUUCGCCCUGACGCCGCUCAUGCUCCGCCUCUUCGCGCACAUGCACCGCUACGCCCCGCCCGCACCCACGGGCGCCACCUACAAUGCGCUCAUCCGUGCCCUCUGCCGCCGCGGCGACCUCCGCCGCGCGCAACGGUACCUCAGCCUCAUGGUCCGCUCUGGCUGGCGCCCCGACGCGUUCACGUUCAACUCCAUGAUCGUGGGGUACUGCCGCACGCAGCAGGUUGAAGUGGCCCAAGACCUGUUCGAUAAAAUGCCGCUCAGAGGGUUCCCGCAAGAUGUUGUCUCUUAUGCUGCACUGGUUGAAGGACUCUGUGAGACAGGGAGGAUUGAUGAGGCACUGGAGUUGUUCAGGGAGAUGGAGCGGCCAGACAUGCACACAUACGUGGCCUUGGUGAAGGGGUUGUGUGAUGCCGGAAGAGGGGAGGAGGGGCUCUGUAUGCUGCAGAAGAUGAAGGAGCUGGGAUGGAGGCCAAGCACUCGUGCUUAUGCAGCACUGGUCGAUUUAUGGUGUAGGGAGCGGAUGGUUGAUGAGGCUGAGAAAAUGAUGGAGGAGAUGUUUGACAACGGGUUGGCCCCUAGUGUUGUAACGUGCACUGCUGUUGUGAACGCCUACUGCAGGGAGGGGAGGAUGAGUCGUGCAGUGAGGGUAUUUGAAUCCAUGAAGUUGAAGGGGUGUGAGCCAAAUGUGUGGACAUACAAUGCAUUGGUACAAGGUUUCUGUAACGAGGGGAAAGUGUACAAAGCAAUGGCUUUGUUGGACAAGAUGAAGGCAUGUGGAGUAGAGCCAGAUGUAGUGACUUACAAUUUGCUGAUUCGAGGCCAGUGCAUCGAUGGGCAUAUAGAGAGCGCUUUCAGAUUACUCCGUUUGAUGGAAGGAGAUGGUUUAGCUGCUGAUCAGUAUACUUGCAAUGCGCUGAUUGAUGCUUUGUGUAAAGAUGGGAAAAUCGAUGAAGCUUGCUCUUCUUUUGAUGGCCUAGAAGACAGAGGCAUAAGACCAAAUUCUGUGACUUUCAAUACACUGAUAGAUGGGUUAUGCAAGGCUGGUAAAGUCGAUGCCGCACAGACGUUUUUGGAAAAGAUGAUCUCAGCAGGUUGUUCACCGGAUAGCUAUACAUACAGUCCAUUCAUUGAAAAUCUAUGCAAGACCAAGGGAUCGCGAGAAGGAUUAUCCUUUAUAGAUGAGAUGCUGCAAAAGGAUGUGAAGCCCUCAACGGUCAAUUAUACGAUUGUAAUCGACAAGCUUUUCAAGGAGAGAAACUAUGGAUUAGCCACAAGAAUGUGGGGACAAAUGGUGUCACUGGGGUGUAGUCCUGAUGUAGUCACUUAUACUACGUCUGUCCGUGCAUAUUGCAAUGAAGGCAGGCUUGAUGAAGCAGAAAAUGUUGUGAUGGAAAUGAACCGAAGUGGGGUCAAUAUUGAUGCAAUGGCAUAUAACACUUUGAUGGAUGGGUAUGCAAGUGUUGGGCAGACAGAUCAUGCAGUCACAAUCUUGAAGCACAUGACGAGUGUGGCUUCUAUGCCAAACCAUUUUACCUUUCUGAUCUUGCUUAGACAUCUUUUAAAGAGGAGGCUGGCUGAACAUGUGCCUUUGAAAGCAACUCGUGUUUGGACAACCAUAGAGCUUGCUGAUAUCUUUGAAUUGUUUGAGUUAAUGAAGAAGAAUGGUGUUCCUUCUAGUGCAAGAGCUUAUUUGAUCAUCCUGGAAGGGUUUUCUGAAGAUAGAAGAUUGGAUGAAGUGACUUCAUUGGUUUCUCGUAUGAAAGAAGAUAGUGUACCUCUGAAUGAAGAUAUAUGUACUGCUCUUGUUAAUUGCUUUUGCAAAUUGAGGAUGUAUCCUGAUGCUUGGGCAUUGCUUUGCUCCAUGAUUGGACGUGGUUUUUUACCGAACUUGUUGUCUUACCAGCAUCUGCUUUCUGGGCUUACUGCUGAAGGACAAGAGGAUAGGGCUAAAGAAAUAUUCAGAGAUUCCAGAUGGAAAGACUACAAUCCUGAUGAAAUUGUAUGGAAAGUUAUAAUUGAUGGCUUCAUAAGAAAGGGUCGCUCAGACAUGUGCCACGACAUGAUAUCCACAUUAGAACAGAUGAACUGCAAACUAAGUGAUCAAACGUAUGCAAUGCUGACUGAGGAAUUGUCUACCAGGGAAUAGGCUGUAAACUAACACACUCAUAGCUCACAGCAAAGUCUCCGUCAGUUGUGCUUAUGCAAACUGUGCCUUCCGUCAGUUAUGCUUAUGCAAACUGUGCGUCAUUCCGUGCUUGUUCACGCACAGGUUGUGUACCAGGCUAUGCACACUGGAGUUGUAUAGACCUGGAUCAUUGAACACACAGUCACACACUGCGGUCAUGCCCUCGGAAAGAACUGUGCAUAAUUGAAGUUCAGUAGAAUGGUGGUGCUCCAGAAUGACCUGAGAAGCUGGAUAUGAGACAUCAGACCGUUCAGUGUUUAUGCAUGCAUGCAACAGCUUUCAGGGGAGUCGACAUCUGCUGCAGCCAAAAUCCCGUAUCAGGUUUUAAGUUUCUAAAGAAACCCUUUUCUGAAAAGAAAAGAAAAGAAAAAGAUUCGCCAAGGGCCACUUUGCAGUAACCAAACCAUUUUUGCUAGGGGAUCUGUUGUUGGCAGGUAUUGUUAUCUGCGACAACAUACAGUUGGUCCGAGAGACAUACACAUUGUGGAUGAACUUGCACAUUGCACGUUCUCGGAAAAGAAAAAUCGUAGCUGUAGCCUGUACUUCUUUUACUGCGGCUAUCAAUUUGUGUAAAGCAACAUCGAGCAAAUUUCUGACAAGGGAGCAAUAUAGUUUGAUUUACAUGUAACUGAAUCUGGCCACCUCCGGGCAAAGAGUAAAGCAUGGGUGUCCAUUUGUGACAAUCAUA